AUGUUCCCAUCUUCCACUCAUCUUCUCACUCUUCCUCUUUUUUUCGGGACAGUGCUAUCUGCCCAACUGUGCCCGCGCGUCCCAGGCAUCCAAACAUAUGCAACAACCCCCAAAACCGGCCCAGUGGAGGGUCGUUUCAUUUCCUGCGACAACGCCUUCGACAGUCCCAAGGUGCAAGCUGUGAAUGCCUCCACAUAUGACUGGUGGUAUUUUGACGCGAUCGGGACCGACGGUGUGUCCUCUCUGGCCGUCGUUUUCUUCCUUGAGGCGAACAAGUCCGGCUUCGCCGUGACUGAGAACUUCACGAACUUGGACUUUGUGCAAAUCUCGGGCACCUUCCCCAACGGUACCGGCUUCAGCGAAUUUCUGUUCGCAGACUCUGCCGUUGUGUCCACCAUGGGUGACGGGUCCAGUGGGCUGUGGCACGGCACAGGUGUUUCCUGGGCUGGGACUCCGGACUUGUCAGAUUACUUCUUGACAAUUGAUGCGAGCCAUUUGGGAUUCGAGGGCACUUUCUCGAUGCACUCGGUCGCCCCACCCCAUUACCCCUGCAGCCCUAAGCGCGCAAACCAGGCCCUGGAGGUCCUCCCCGGUGUGGGAUGGGCCAACGCCAUCCCUGAUGCCGACGUAACAGUCAACAUGACCAUCCAGGGCUCAACUUUGAACUUUAUCGGAACCGGAUAUCACGAUAAGAACUGGGGUGUAAUCCCCUUCACCGACGCAGUAGGUAGCUGGUACUGGGGCCACGCGCGCAUGGGCCCGUACUCUCUUGUCUGGCUCGACUCGCUCACCCCCCAUAAAACCGAAUACGCCAGUGGGUACGUGGCCUACCAGGGACAGAUUCUGCACGCUGAGUGUGGCAAGAUGAAGGUCCGGCCCACGGGUGCGAAUGCGGCCUUCCCGCCGACGUCGGACUCAGGGCUGCCCGACGGGUUCUGGAUUGAGGUUGAUCUGGGUGAUUUGGGGGCUCUGGAGGCGGAACUCUCGUCGAAUUUGGCUACAUUAUCGAAGCCGGGGUAUGGACGGUGGGUUGGAACGGUGAAUGGGAGCGUUGGUGAGGUUGCUUAUGACGGUGUUUCAGGAUAUGAGAUGUUUAAUUUCUUUUGA
Aspergillus pseudonomiae is the source of this 1107-nucleotide messenger RNA. RefSeq lists its product as uncharacterized. The record is from RefSeq and is a predicted model, not a curated record. The transcript is spliced from 3 exons. The coding region runs from base 1 to 1107 and encodes 368 amino acids. Lineage: Eukaryota; Fungi; Ascomycota; Eurotiomycetes; Eurotiales; Aspergillaceae.